Molecule: messenger RNA, 1644 nt
Organism: Suillus subalutaceus
Lineage: Eukaryota; Fungi; Basidiomycota; Agaricomycetes; Boletales; Suillaceae
Exons: 13
Coding region: 1-1644 (547 amino acids)
Source: RefSeq, a predicted model, not a curated record
AUGCCGGUUGGAGUCCACUUUGACAAUCAUUGUUGGCUUGUUUCACAAAGAUAUGUGGUGGACGGUAACUUUACUGCUCAACAUAUGACCAUGAAAAAGCCACAGUGGGAUAUUAGUUUGUCAGAUGGGCUUGGGUAUAUGGUGAAAGAACGAGAAUACCAGACUCAUCUAUCAUUGGCUGUAGAAAGUAAAGAGCGUUCUUCAUGUAGCAAUCAUCGAGCAGUAAAUGCGGCCAAUAUCAGCAGGAGCAAUCUCCGAGCUACAGGGGUAGGAGCAACUGCUUGUGCCCGACAUGGAUGCUUUGUUCCACACAGCAUAGUCAAUUUUCAGAAGGGUGAAAGGUACAGCCUCAACUUCAUUCAAGGGGCUGGACAAGUUGAUGGGGAGAUUUUGGAGACCCUGUGGGCACCGUUCAAUAAGAUCUCCCCAACUGCUCGGUCAAUGAGUCAAGCCCACCGUCAAGAAGUUCUUGAUGAUCAUAUGUGCGACUCAAACUGGAAAAAAUUAGUUGGAAUAAUGAAGACUCUGUUGAAAAAGUAUAAACGAGCUCUCAAGGGUGUUGACGAGACAAAAACCCCUUUUGAUGAGCUCGCUCGGUCUCUGGACCCUGAGAAGAUUUUGAUAUGGGAGAUCAAUGAGCAAAAGGCUAUGGAAGAACAUGGGGAGUAUCUUGACAUCUAUCAGUUGCAGAUCAACAAAGUAUGGAUCUUGGACUCCCAACAGUACAUUCCGAUGAUCCUAGAUUCUGCCAUGCAGAUAAUGAUGGCUAUGAGUGGGAAGAGGUCCUCAGAUGGGGAAAUCUCGGAGGAUUUAGAUGAAGAAAUCCUAGCUGAAGAGAUGGGUAUCUGGAUGCCAUCUUCAGUGGCCCACAAUGAUGCACUGACUCUUGGCCUGGGCCCCCUCCAAGCUGAGGAAUUGGAACUUCGAAAGGGCCAAGCAAAUGACUGCCUAGAAAGCCUCUGUAUGGCCCUUGGUCAUAAGGCGAUUAUCUAUCGUCAAAGCAAGAAGCUUGUCGAUGUCAACUCAAAAUUGACAAACAAAGAGGUAACAGAAGAAAACAGAUUUGGACAAGGGUCAGACAAACUCGCUUGGUUUUGGAGGGUGAAUAAUGCCAGCAGAGGUCAAGAAGAUGCCUGGAUGGAUGAAUUCUACAGGGUGAACUGGUUGAAGGCCAAGGCUAGAUGGAGUAGAUGGCAAGAGGAAUUGAGUCUGGUAAGACAUGAAAUGGGUUGGACCAUAAACUGGUUCAAGUAUCAUGAGAAAGAAUGGGACAGAAGGGGGGGUACCAAGCCAUUAGACCUGGUCAUCAAGCCUAUGCUUAUCAACAGUAUACUGUCUCUAUUUACGUUGAAUUACAAGGCAGCCCGGUGUGGGGUAACACAACAAAGGGAAGCAAAGAAAGCAAGGAUCCACGAAAUGAUGCUGAUCAACCCUGAUCAAAGGCGACAAAAGGGCGAUGGCUCGGAGCCGAAUAGGGAGCGCUCUAAGUAUGCUAAAUAUGGUCUAAUAACGAAAAGGGACACACCUAGGAACUGGUUGGAUGAUGGAUGGAUGUUCCUGGAUGAUGCGCGAUGGAGUGCACUUAAGCGCGAGAAACGCGCUAAGCGCGCGCGCGGGAAUGCUGCGCGUUGUGUGGGAAAGUAG